AUGGACCUGAGCAUCCACUAUAGCCCUAAGGACCAUCUCCAAGCCUUCCUGCUCCAGUGGGCCUGGGAGAGGAGAGAACGAGUCCAGCUGUGCCCCAGUUGGGUCAUAUCUGGGUCACCUGCAGCGUCUCCAAGGGCUGCAUAUGCAGGAAGUCCUAUUCCUUGGUGGAAAGCUGCCCGCCAUCUUCAGGAGACUGCCGCCAUUGAAGACAUGUCUUUGAGUUCGUGUAAUCUGCAGGAAACUGACCUGAGGUUUCUGUCCUGGUGUCUCUGCACCAGGCAGCGCCAGCACCUGUGCCUGAGGAAUUCGUCCAUAAAAACCUUCAGUCCUGAACUCCUGAGAGCCCUGCUGGAGCAACUGGCCGGCACCAUGGAGACCCUGGUGCUGGAGAAAUGUGAAACCACAGAUGCUCAGGUCUCAGCCUUCUUACCAGCCCUAAGCCAGUGCUCCAAGCUCAGCUUCUUCAGGUUCUCUGGAAACCACAUCUUCAUGGACACCCUGAAGAGCCUCCUGGGCCUCAUGGCUAGGUUGGGCCACUUGAAUGAAAGCAUCUAUUCUCCCUCUGUGGAGAGCUAUGGACCCACAGGGAACUUGGACCCUGACAGUUUCUUUCAGGUUCUGGCUGGGUUGGCCCAGGAUUUGGGAGAUGUGGUGACAACCCCUAAUAAGAUCCAGAUCUGCCCAGGUUUCUGUCAUUUGUGCAACUGUUUACUAUACUACUUCCGGGGGGCAGAUGGCUCCUGGGUGCUCAGAGAUGAGGAGUUCCACAACCACGGGGCUCUGGCUGGGUCCUGCAUCCGGUGCAAACCGCAUCACAAGUCUAUAAUGUAUCCUCUCUGGGAAGAAUUAGAACACAAUCUUGUUUACUCAAAUAACUAUCAGUUUGUUUUGGCCUUGACUUUUGCUAUGGAAGAGAUCAACAAAACUCCUGCUCUUUUACAUAACUUGACUCUGGGAUUUGAUAUCUGUAAUGUUGAAGAUGGAUUGCCAACAGCAUUUAAAAAUCCCUUCAUUUGCUUUUUUGGGAACUACACGGUUCCUAACUACUCGUGUAUAAGUGGCAACAAGUCUAUAGGAGCACUUACAGGACCAUCAGGAGUAACAUCUGCCCAGAUAGGCACAUUGCUGGACCUCUACAGGUUACCACAGCUCACCAUUGGGCCUUAUGAUCAGGCCCUGAAUGACCACAGGAAGUUCCCUGGUCUCUAUCAGAUGGCCUCCAAGGACACGUCGAUAGCCACUGCCAUGGUCUCCUUACUGGUUUACUUCAGAUGGAACUGGGUGGGACUGUUAACCUUUCUAGAUGAGAAUGGCUUGUGGAUUCUUCCUCUACUGAAAGAGGAGAUGGACAAGAACAGAAUUUGUGUAGCCUUCGAGCUAGCAAUCUCAAUUUAUGGCCUAUCAUUUGAACGCUUGUGGGAGUCCCCCUUGAGGAGGAGAUCUUUAACGCGAGGUUCAUUCCAUGUCCUUCUAACUUUUUCACACCAUCACCCAGAUGUUUCUAGAUUCACAGAUUUUGUCAAGGCAGUAAACCCUUGCAAAUACCCAGAAGACUUUUUCCUUGCUCGGCUGUGGUUUCUCUCUUUCAAUUGCUCAGAUUCUGAGUCUGACUGUGUCACAUGGCAGAACUGUCCUCGUGAUGCCUCCUUGGAUUGGUUACCUGGGCACAUUUUUGGCUUGACUAUGUCUGCAGAAAGUUACAAUAUAUACAAUGCUGUGUAUGCUGUGGCCCAGGCUCUCCAUGAGAUGCUGCUACAUCAAACAGAAGUACAGACAAUAGAAAACAGGAAAGAGACAGUGCCUUCCCCUGCACAGCUGCACACUUUUCUGAGGAACACCCAAUUUCAGAAUCCUGCUGGAGACCAGGUGAUUAUAGAUGAUAAAAGAAAAUUGGAGGCAGAUUAUGACAUUGUGAACACUUGGAAUAUUCCACAAGGUCUUGAUCUUAAGGUGAAAAUAGGACAGUUUUCUCCAUUUGCUCUACAUGAUCAUCAACUAUCUUUAUCUGAAGAUUUGGUAGAGUGGCCCAUAGAAACUACAGAGCCUUUUCUCUCUGUCUGCAGUGAGAGUUGUGGUCCUGGAUUCAGGAAAUCGCUUCAGGAGGGAAAGGCUGCCUGUUGCUUUGAUUGUACCCCUUGCACAGAGAAUGAGAUGGCGAAUGGGACAGACAUGGAGCAGUGUGUGAGGUGUCCAGAUCACCAGUAUGCCAACACACAGAGAAACCAGUGCCUCCUAAGAGCUGCAAGCUUCCUGGCAUAUGGGGAGCCCUUAGGGAUGGCUUUGGCCUGCAUGGCUCUUGGAUUAUCGACACUCACAGCAGCUGUUCUUGGGGUCUUUGUGAAACAUCACAACACGUCCAUUGUCAAGGCAAAUAACCAGUCUCUCAGCUACAUCCUGCUCCUCUCCCUCAUCUUCUGUUUCCUCUGUUCCUUGCUAUUUAUUGGUCGUCCCAACACAGUCACCUGCAUUCUACAGCAAACCACAUUUGGAGUUGCAUUCACUGUCACUGUUUCUGCUAUUUUGGCCAAAACUGUAACUGUGGUUCUGGCCUUCAAGGUCACUUCUCCAGGGAGAAGGAUGAGGAGGCUGCUGAUGUCAGGGGCUCCUAACUUCAUCAUUCCCAUCUGCACCCUGAUCCAGGUGACUCUCUGUGGUAUCUGGCUGGGAACCUCUCCUCCAUUUAUUGACACAGACACACACUCUGAACAUGGCCACCUUAUCAUCCUGUGUAACAAGGGAUCCUUCACUGCCUUCUACUGUGUCUUGGGAUACCUGGGCUCCCUGGCCCUGGCCAGCUUCACUGUGGCUUUCCUGGCCAGGAACCUGCCUGACACCUUCAAUGAAGCCAAGUUCCUGACCUUCAGCAUGCUAGUGUUCUGCAGUGUGUGGCUCACCUUCCUGCCUGUCUACCACAGUGCCAAGGGCAAAGUCAUGGUGGCUGUGGAGGUCUUCUCCAUCUUGGCCUCCAGUAUAGGGCUCCUGGGCUGCAUCUUUUUCCCCAAGUGCUACAUCAUUUUGAUAAGGCCUGAUAAAAAUUGUGCACAUGGCUUUAGGAACAGAAAAGUACCUAUGCAUAUUAAGCCCUCCUAA
This is a messenger RNA of Perognathus longimembris pacificus (Pacific pocket mouse), 3090 nucleotides long. RefSeq names its product vomeronasal type-2 receptor 116-like. The transcript has 9 exons. Gene Ontology annotation, cellular component: membrane. Gene Ontology annotation, biological process: G protein-coupled receptor signaling pathway. Bases 1 to 3090 code for a protein of 1029 amino acids. The record is from RefSeq and is a predicted model, not a curated record. Lineage: Eukaryota; Metazoa; Chordata; Mammalia; Rodentia; Heteromyidae. Gene Ontology annotation, molecular function: G protein-coupled receptor activity.